AUGUCCCUGGGCCAAGCGGUGGUCUUUGCAGAUCAUGUGGAAGCGCGGCAGAUGGGCGAACACACUAGAGAGUUGCGCUUCCCAGAGACACUGUCCGUGCAGUGCGUAAAAGUCAUCGGUCGAAGCGAGAAGGUACAAGUGCAAAGCUCUGCGGGUUCGUCCAAUUUUGAGGGACGGACGUAUCCAGACAUUCGCAUGAUCGGUCUGGCGGUGUAUGCGACGGAUCUUCUGUCCCCCAACUCUACCAUGUCAGCUUUCAAGGCAAGUUCGCCGGGAGUUUUCAAUAUGCCAAACAGUCAGCUGCUUACAAACAGCAUCGUCGUCCGGGGAAAGUUCAUCAAGCUGUCCAUCGUAGUUUACGGUGAAGUUCUGCCCACUGCCGACAGCCAGUCUCUGCCAGCGCUCCCAAGCAUAGCCCAAUAUCUCCGACCUGAUUCAAGCUUUGAAGGGGACAAGCUCGACAUGGCAGGUCUAGAAGACAUGAGGAGUAGUGCGCUCAAGAGCAUAGAUGCAGAGCUGGAUGCGGAAGGCGAGAAUGGGAAGCUGUCCGAUGCAACAGCCCCACCGAGCUUCGGGAGAGCAUUAGGACUCGGCGGACUCGGUGCCGUGCGUGAGGCCGACGCCAGACUGGCGGAUCAUGUUUCCUGGCUUCCGGCAGUGUUCCAGGAAAGCGAUGCUAUGGAAGGUGACCAGAUUGUCUCCCGCUUGGAAGCUUUGUCGCAUGAUGUAGUUUUGCUUGCGCAGAGGGCGCCCGAGAAUGCAGCUCACAUACACCAUGGUCCUGCUCUAUGCCGCUCUUUGCUCUCGCUGGUGUCUCGGUGCAUGGAGAGAUGGGAGCUUAGACCUCUACGAGCGACUCUUCAAGCACUUGCAACCUGUCUCGUUUCGGCGACUGCAGCUGCUGAGAUAUUGGGAAGGAAGGGUGACCUCGAUAUUCUUGUCCAGAUCUUGAAAGAUGGAGAGUGGAGUCAACAGAAUCUCAAGCUAGCGGCGCUCCAAGUGCUGUUGCAGCUGUGUUCGCAUGCCGCUGGUAUGGAGGCUUUUCUCGGGUGGUCGGACACGGUGUCCGGCCAAACUACAGCAUACGAGGUUGUGCUUUCGUUGGUUCUCGAUGGGACUUCCGGACAGCCAAGGCUGCAGCAUGUUGCUGCAACUUUGCUGAGAAGGGCUGCCUUCUAUGAAGCCCUGACAAGGCUUGAUGAGAGUUGCUCCAAGCUUGAGGCUGUCGACGGUAACGAAACUCCACAAGACAGAUUGCACAAGGCAGCUGCAGCAGCACUGCGUGAUAUCACGGUGCACCUCGAAGACUUGAGCCAGCCAACCAAUGUGCAAGAUCCUGAGCCUGGCAGCUCUUGGCCUUUUGAUGAUAUACCUGGCAGCCAGCUCGUGGAUGAUUCGGCUUCCAAGCUUCCAGGUGUAAUCUUUGGAGGCUGUGGAACAGGAAUACUGGCAAGUGAUCCGUUUGCACAAGGCCAAUGCCAUUUGUACGGGUUCCUGGAGUCAUUCAUGACAGGACGACGUCUAUUGCCUGGGCUUUCUGUUUUGCUCCGUCGCCUUGCCCGUGUUCACCCAUAUGACCGCUUGUUGCUCUUCCGACCAAUCCAGCGACUGAUGUGCCUGCUGCUCUCUUGUUCGGGUGGUCCACAGUUCCUGGCUGCCGACAAUGCUACGUACACUACCUUGCUGAAUCUUCUUGAGUGUGGGGUGGCGCACAAGAAGUUGCCAGCAGUGCCGCGCUUUCCUGCAGCUCUUGUCAAAGACUUGGCCGCGCCGCACUUGGGCACCCUGGCUGCCACUCACGUACGCGCUCUGCGACUUUCGCUUCUUCUGGUGGCUGCCACGAGGUCCAAGGGCCGUGGCGGCCUUUUGCCAGAAGAGCAUGCUUGCCCAGGGCUGGCUGCUUUGCAUCGGCUUUGUGUCAGAGGUUCUGCAGGUCGCUGUGCAGUCGUACAGGCAUUUCGAUCGGUAUUCUUCGCUGAGUGGCUUCUGCGACAAAUCGAGGGACGUCUGGAUGAAGCCACUCCAAGUGGAAGCCGGGCAUCUCAGGUUCAACCUUCACUUCGCCAUCUCGUCGCGAUUCUCCACGCCUUGGUCUUAUCUGACCCCUCCGGUGCUGCUGCAGAACGAUUUGGAGCCAGAGUGCUGGCCUUGGUGUUGCGGGCUGUCAGGGUUUUGGAGCCAGAGGCAGACGAGUCAGCAGACCCCAGUGCUCUGCUGGAAUUCGCAUUGGACAGUGAAGGUGCCGAGGGUGGGCUUGGCAAGGCUGUCCGCUUUGGCCGACGCAGUGCCGACUUCGAGUUCUUGAAGAAUCUCAAGGAGUUGGCCGCUCAACUGCGCCCAUGGCGACAGGAAGACUCCGAUGCCAACGCACAGACUUCGGUGACCAGUGCCAAGCUCAUGGCAAGCCUGGUUCUCAAUAGAGGUCCUCGUUCAUUGAAGCGCUCGACCAACGAAGAGCGUGGAAGCAGGCGACUAGCUCUGGUCUUGGGAGGACAUUCUGCGGCGAGUGGUGUCGACGUGCCAGAGGUUGACUUCAAUGCUGGAGAAGAGCAUGCCGACCUCGACGACCACUUGGAGCGCUAUCCCAGUGAGGACCUUACGGAGCUCCCGCUGCUUGCAAUGCGUGUACUUUGCCGCAGGGCAGCCAGUCCGAAAGAGGCGCUUGCUAUUGUUGAAGCCGACGGCGGCAGAGAUGGAUUGGCUCAAUUGGUUCCUUGGCUGAUUCGAUGUGCUGGAGCCUUCAGCCUGAACUUAGAGGCCAGUAUCCUUCGAGAAGAAAAGAAGGCCAUAGCUCUCAUCUACGCGACACGCCGCUCACAUGCUCAAUUGUUAGAGGCAGCGCUGCAGACCUGUGCACACCUCCUUGGCGGGCUUAGGGAUGCCGGCUUGUCUCAUUACAGACACACCGAGUUGUGCCAAACACUGCUUCUGCUAUCGCAGCGGCUGACAUCUGGAUUGUUUGGACUGGCGCCUCGUGGCGGCUUCAACAGUGAUCCAGAGUUCAGGCUGUUAUGGCGACACUGCAUCGUGUGGGUCUGUCGUGUAUUCCGGCUUUGGUUUCAGAGCUUCCCUGACGCAGCUGGCGGGCAGCUUCUGCUUCCUUUGCUCCGGCACGCUCGUGUUCUGCCGACGAAUUUUGCGGGAGGCAUGUUGCUUCUGGCGACGUGUGGGAGCCUGAAGCCAGUACUUCCCAGAACAUCGCAUCAGUUCAACCUCCUCUUUUCCAGCUCUCAGCCCGGGCCUGGGGACAGCUUGCAGUCCCAGUUCGUGCUGAUGCCGACUGGAACUCGCACGGGAAAUGCAGGCAUGGUGACCUUGCGGCCUGUGUCCCCGAGUCAGAUAGCCGGCCGUGAGGCAUGCGGUCAGUUUUGGAGUAGAACUUCCGAGGUGCAGGACUGGGAGGAUGCUUCUCGCAGCUCUGCAGAUCCAUUGGUGCGAGCUCUCGCAGCGGACCGGGAGGCAGCGGCAGCUCAUGCUUUAGGAUUGGUCGAGAUGGUGAACCAACGCAGAGAGCGGCUGUCCCUAGACGAUGUUGCGGAGCUUCUGGCAAUGGCUGCUGAGUGCGCUCUGACGUCGGAUGCUUUUCUACAUCUUUGUACUGCAAGAGUAUUGGAAAAGCUGACUGUCGCUGGACUGCCCAUUCUGGUGGUUAUUCGAAGACUAGCGGAGGCUGCUCUAAAUGGUGUUGUCCUGGAAUCAGAAGGCAGUGAUGACAUCAGUGGCGGUGCAGCUCGUGAUCCGCGCGAUGCUCGUGCUGUUUCGCGCCUGCUGCUGCUGCUGGCGCAUUUCGGAUCGCUGGGCCCUGCUGCCAGAAUGGCUCUGACAGAGCAUCAAAUAGAGACGCUUUGCCAGUCAGUCCUCGCGCAUUCACCUGCCACCUCUUUGCCUCCAAUGGCAUUCUCCCAGUCCAUCAGGCUGCUGGCCUUGAUGUUUGCCUCACCAUCAUCCCACUCCGUGCCGAAAUGCAGAAUGGUCGCCAAAGCCGUGAAUCUCUUGAUUAACAAAGGUCCCGAUGAAGGUUCUCCUGCAGGUGUCUCGACUAUAUGCGCGGCAUUGGAGCUUCUUUUAGGCCUCUGCACGCCGCAAUGGCUUUGCCUCAGCUUGAUUUUCAGCGCUGGGGAUGCAUGUGAUGGAGAGGUGCGGGUGAGUAUAAGCAGUGCCUUCAAGCUGGGACAUUGUGCACACAGGAUUGCCAUGGAACUCCAGGUCUGUUGCCAGCAUUGCCGCUCAGCAGAGAGAGGGUCCGAAGAGGAGGUCGCAGCUCUUGAGGAAUUCGCCAGCUGGCUCCGAGCUGCAGAUUCCCUUAUCUCACUGUCGCGUGUGGUUAUUGGCCACUGUCCCUCUGCAACCGUCUUCCUUCAGGUUGUUGCUGGGGCUAGUUCGACGCAGAGCUUGCUCGAAGAGCUCUUGCUCGCUCUGCAGCAUGCGCCGAAUAGUCCCGACAUCCACGAGCAGGUUGGUAGCAGCAUGAAAGCCGUCCAGCACCUGCGGGAGGAGGCAUCUGCAAAGUCACUAGAUCCGCUCCCCUCAGUGCUCCCUGCUCGAUUGUUCGAGCAGCCUGCAAGGGCAGGACGGAGCUCAAAUUCAGCACAAGAAACCACAGCAGAAGCUUCCCUGAACGGCACUUCCAAUGCAACAAGGAAAGACUACCCAGAUGAAAAUGCACAUGCAAUGGCAGACGUGGUUGGCUUGCUCGACGCAGCAGCUGAUCUUGAUGCCAGUGCAGAAUGGGCUUCCGUCGUUGAGCUUGACUCCGCGGAACCUCCCGGGGAUGACGCGAAAAUGGACUGGGAGUUUGAUGCUGCAGCCUUGAAGCGGAAGCGGCAGGACUUCCUCGAGAAGUUCGAGUCUGACCGGAAGGCAAAGCGUCUGAAACAGCAGCAAGAGAAGCUACAGGAAAAGCAGUGGCUCGAGCGUGCAGAAGAGCGCUCUUCGGCUCCAGGUGCCACUGGUCGCUCCGACCCCGAUCCAUCCGAUGCACGGGAGGAGACUCGGGUUGCAGAGGGAGCUUCUGCUCCUGAAGGACGUCAAGGCGAGGAUGAAGCCGUGAAUCCGGCAGAGGCUUUGCAAUCUUUCUUGAAGGAUCACCCCGAGUUUAUGCGGGUCUUGCAAAACCCGAAAAAAUGCCUGGCUGAUCCCCGCGUGAAGACUAUGUUUGUGACCGAGCUGCAAAACUAUCCGGCUGUGAAGUCCUUUCUCGCUGCGAGGGGGCUCCAGUUGUCGUGA
Molecule: messenger RNA, 5226 nt
Organism: Symbiodinium sp. CCMP2456
Lineage: Eukaryota; Dinophyceae; Suessiales; Symbiodiniaceae
Source: the annotation of a GenBank genome assembly